GGAUGCCAUCGUGCCUUUCCAAUCCUCAUCAAUCGGUCUGUCAUACCAUUGUCUGUUUAGACCAAUACGUUUUCAUAGCCGUAUCGCCAGAGAUUUUUGGUCUUAGCUGAGCUGACGACGCUGCUACUUUUUUUUUGGGAAUCGUGACAAUGCCUCUUGCGAAUCCGUUGAAUCUGCCCAAGUGGCUUGCAAAGAACUCGCAUCUUCUUAAGCCUCCAAUCAACAACUACUGCGUGUAUCGUGGUGGAUAUACUGUCAUGAUCGUCGGAGGCCCGAACCGGAGAACAGACUACCACAUCAAUCAGACGCCGGAAUGGUUCUACCAGUACAAAGGCAGUAUGCUGCUAAAAGUGGUCGACGAGGGCAAAUUUAAGGAUGUCCAUAUACAUGAGGGAGAUAUGUUUAUGCUUCCCGAAAACGUCCCCCACAACCCCGUUCGAUUCCAGGAUACGGUCGGAAUCGUCGUCGAGCAGCUACGGCCCAAAGACUCGGUUGACAAACUACGCUGGUAUUGUCAAAACUGCCAAGAGAUUGUACACGAAGACGGGUUUCACUGCACUGAUCUCGGCACUCAGAUCAAGGAAGCUGUGCUGGCGUUUACGGAUAACGCCGAUCUGAGGACGUGCAAAAAGUGUGGGACUCUGUGCGAUGUUAAAUAAGGAGCUGUAAUGCCUUUUGCGACUCGGAAAAUAGCAAAGGCUUUAGCUUAAUAUAGUAUCUCUGCCAACAGUCAGAGGGAGCAUAGACAACACUCUCGGUUUUCCUCACAGCAACGGCUCUGUUACGAUCUGUUGUCUCACCACCACCACCACCACAGCCCAUCAUAGACCAUGAAUAAUAAAAGAUCCACUGUGGUUAUUUUAACCAAAGCCAAUCCAAGAGUUAUGAA
Messenger RNA from Myxozyma melibiosi, 889 nucleotides. Its product is annotated as 3-hydroxyanthranilate 3,4-dioxygenase. The record is from RefSeq and is a predicted model, not a curated record. Gene Ontology annotation, biological process: 'de novo' NAD+ biosynthetic process from L-tryptophan; quinolinate metabolic process. Bases 150 to 659 code for a protein of 169 amino acids. Gene Ontology annotation, molecular function: 3-hydroxyanthranilate 3,4-dioxygenase activity; iron ion binding. Gene Ontology annotation, cellular component: cytoplasm. NCBI's taxonomy places the organism in Eukaryota, Fungi, Ascomycota, Lipomycetes, Lipomycetales, Lipomycetaceae. The transcript is spliced from 3 exons.